Molecule: messenger RNA, 13186 nt
Organism: Bursaphelenchus okinawaensis
Lineage: Eukaryota; Metazoa; Nematoda; Chromadorea; Rhabditida; Aphelenchoididae
Source: the annotation of a GenBank genome assembly
AUGUUGAUUCCAAGGGCGACCAUCAAACCAUUUUCGACCGAGCUGCCAGUCGAGUGCGAGGAAAUCAUCAGGUCUAUGGUGGACGGUGUCUCGAAUCCAGUAGAUUUCUGCAAGCAACUCGAGACGUUGGUCGAAUUAUGUGGUCAGACGGGCAAAGUGGAGAUGAGUCGAUACUUCGAAGUCUUAAACAAAUGUGAUUCAGUUUUGCGGGUAGCUAUUCAACCAGUAGAAGGUGGACAUGCGUUGUACAUUGAUGUUCACGACAGUUUGGAUUCGGUUCUGAUUGCUGUGUUGAAGUUCACCGCCGCUUUGUUCGAAAACAGCUUCUCAAGAUCGGUCUACAAUUCGUUCGGCGUAAGUUUGUUACUAUAAUUUCUUGUGACUUUAGGAGCAAUAAGUUAAGGUUUGGGGGUUGAAGGACCUACAAAUUUUUAUUUAAGUUUAUUUUUUCAGGAAUUAAUCAAGCUUCUGGAUACCAGAAAAACUAAGAUUCUUAUCUACGCCCUCCGUGUUAUGGUAGCAAUAUCGAAAACUUCACGGUACAUUUCACAGCACGUCGACUCGAAUCAUCAGAAGCUCAUGAACUCAAAAUUGACAGCCAUGACGCACAUUUGUUCUGAAACCGUGUAUGGCAAAUUGUCAGAGGUUAUUAAUUUGAAGGAAAAACCUGAAAGACAUGGACUGAUAACAUUUAAAGUUGAUGGGAAACAUCAAACAAUUCAAUUGGACGACAAAAAGACGUAUCUGCAACAGAAGGCGGAGUUGUUUGAGAUGUCCAAGAUUGAAAGCGGGACUGAAGCUGAAGAUAACAUUGAGAAGAAUGUUGUUAUAUCAGAGUUGAGAUUCUUUUACUCUUUUGACAAUUUUGAAACCAGGCUUGAAUGCAUCGUAUCGAAGUUAAUGGCAAUAUCUUCUUUAUGUAAGUUUCAUUUUUUUGGUUUUGAAUUUUUAGGUAACAAAUGACAAUUGGAACUUGAAGUGUUUUAAUAAUAUAUAUCGAUGUUUCAGUCUACUCUCGAUGUCUACUGGACGACUGGGGCGUUGGAUUUAUACUGAACGAACGGUUGGUGGAGGAAGUGAGCGCGAUUGUACAACUGGACACCAGUGCAUAUGAUCCUUCAUUAAAGAGUUGUUUGGAUACGUUGAGGACGGAAGCAUUAAAGGCAUUGGCUAGUAUAGUAUUCUUGGAGAAGCCCAGGAAGUAAGUUGAAGUACAUUUUGUUAAUUUAAAGUAAAAUUAAAAAAACUCGUUUUUAAAGGUGAUCUUAGCUGAGAAUAUGCUCUUUAUGAUAAUCUUUAAAGUUAUUUUUGCAAUUCAUACUAUAAUAUUUAACUUAUUAGGUUACAACUGGUUGUGGAUUCGCUUGGCUUCAACUCUUUUUUGGGAUAUGGUGCUUUAUUGGUGCGAAGGGUGGUUGAAAACUUGAAGAAGGACAACACGAUGGUAGAGACUCCAGGAUUUGUAACAGCAUUGUUUUCUCUUAUCUAUCACAUUGCUGGGUUUGAAUACGGUGAGGCUUUUAAUUUGGAAUUUGGUGAUUUUAGUAGCUUCUAUGUUAUGAUUCGUAACCUAUGUUAUCAUUACCCUUGUUUCAGCUGGCAAUGCUCUUGUUAACAUCUCAACGAUUCCAACAUUGUUAGAAGUCGUCAGUUUAACAGCUCUACCUGACGCUCAUCUUAGUUUCUCGACACGAGCUGUUCGAAUUAUUGACAUUUUGACCUCCAUCAACUUCACUGAGUUCAAUAACCAUAACGGAUUGAAUGUUAUUGUAGACAGACUUAUCUUUGAAGUUGGAAGAUGUGAGGAAUUUAUCAAAUCUCACGAGCCAGAACCGAACAGAAAAUACGUUGUGCAUCACUACAGGUCAGCUCUGAUCAAAAGUCUCCUGAACUUUAUGAAGCGAGCUGUAGUAGACUCGAACUACGGCGCUCAUGUCAGAACAAGUAAGUCAAUGUUGUUAUUCUUAAAAUUUUAUGAUUUUAGUUAUGGAAGGAAACCUGCCAAAGGCGUUGGUCAAGAUCAUAAGCAAUCCACAGUUCUUUGGCUCAUCGUUGCUAUAUUGUGGUAAGUUGGCUCUGUUGACUUUUGGGAUAAUUGCAGUCAUACUAUGCUAUUCAAAAAGAAUUAUACUAAAUGUUUUAUUGUUGUCGUAAAAAGUUUUUGUUACUUAAGUUUAUUUUAGCAUUGGACUUGCCGACCGUAUUUAUAUUUCAAGAGCCGGCACAGUUGAACCUACUACAAGAUCAAGGACUGUCUGAAGCAAUUAUCGACUUGUUUUUCAACGAUGACUUUCCUGUUAGUAGGGAAAUCAUUGCUUCUUUGCCGAAUAUCUGCUCGGCUUUGUGUUUGAAUGAACGAGGUUUGAAGGCGUUUAACGAACGACAACCUUUGGCGCGGAUUCUGAAGCUGAUUUUCUCUGCCAAGUUUAUUCAAACUUUGAAGAAACGGAAGAACGAACUCCGUAAGUUUUAUAUGACUUUAGUUUUAGUUAAUUUUAGAAAAGUAAAAACUGCCUUUAUUCUGAGGUUUUAUUGUAUUUUUAGAUGAUCUGGCUUCGCAGUUGGGAACUACAUUCGACGAAUUAAUGCGACAUCAACCAACGUUGAGAAAACCGUUGAUAGUUGCCUUGGCCAACAUCUUGAAAGAGUUAAUUGAUCUGACGCAGCGGAGCGACGUUCAGUGCGUUCAGAAUCUGCCAAUCAAAGGAAUCGAAUGGAAAAAGCCUGACAAGAACGAGAAACUCGAUUUGUCAGUAGAAACGAGUCAAGCCAACGAGUUCGAAGCUGCCAUGAAGGAAUGGAGUGUGAACGAAAUGAUGGAGCUGGAUCAAAAAGCAGUGACCAAGUAAGUUUUGCCUUUAGAAUGACAUUUAUAUAUAACAACUUGCAGAUAUUUUACUAUCUUAUACUGUGGUCCAUAAAUAGUUUUUAUAUUAUCAUAAAUGCAAUUUCAGCACAGAAAGAUUGUUGGUGGUGAAGAUUGCUGUGGACAAAGAGGUCAACUUUGACCUGCUACAGGAUAACCAGCUUUUAUCGGCCGAUUUCCUCUCACUGUAUUCUCGGAUGGUUGAAGCGAUUCUCUCAAACAGUAAUGUGUCCGAGAACAGUGUUGUCAUGAUGGAGUGUGACAUUGCUAAUCACAUGCUCAGCGUGGUGCUGGCAGAGAAGACAAUUUUGGGGUCACAAACUCCCAGCUUCAUGAAUUGUUUUUCUAACAUCUGUCGGCUGUUUUUGGUAGGUUUUACAAAAAAUACCUAAAAUCUGAAGUAUUAUUUGAUUUAUAUGUCAUGGAUAACAUAUUUUUUUGUUUUAGCAAACGAAGAAGAUCGCGCCUUACAGUAUGCUGGCUGUGGCAUUCCGAGAACAGUUGAAGAAGUUGGACGUAGAAGGACACAUCUACGAGAAGAUGAAGGCUGAUAAACCUGUUCCGGAACUGUCACGACUAUUUACUUUGGCUAGCAUAUUUUCAAGCUUCACAAAACAUGGUCUCAAUAUUAACCAUGAGAUGAGAGCAUUAAUUCUUCACUACAUUUCCGUCGAUUCCGAGGGAGUUAUGCUGAUUCCAGAACUGUUCGAAGUCGUGACUUAUUAUUCUACUGUCAUCUCUAAACUUCAUAUACACAACUUGGCGAAGAAGGUCAAGAAAGAGGAGUCAAAGGAGAAAGAUGCUGACAAGACUGUCCCCAGUUUUGUACUUCCGGCAGAUGCUCCAUUGGCCUCACUCAGCCGAAUUACAGAUCCUUCGAGAAUUUCUGGAUCUAGGAGACAAUCGAUUAUUGUUGGAAAUGCCGUUGCUGGAGAUGCCACUUCUUUGUGCCACGUCUACAAAUCUAUCAUUGAUGUCAUCGAACAGAUCUCCAAACAUUGUAAUUCAACCAGAGUUCGAAGAGGUACCGACCCAUACCAAUCGUCCGUUUCAAAGAUUCCAGAAGCUUUGUUCAGAGAGACCAGCAAUUUGUUGGAUUUGGAAAAGGUGGACUUUGGAAUACGGUAAGUAUCCUCAGUUUUUUGUAAAAAAUUUAUUUUUCAAACAGCUACUUUUAGUUCAAUGCCAGUUAUGAGCUAAUGUGCCUAUUUUAGGGCUUGUUACGCGUCCAACGUGUUGCCCAUCCUUCGAAAACUAUUGUUCGAUGAUAGCCGAAACGUGUAUCCGAUGAUGAUUUCGUACUUCUACGAAACCGGCUGUCACAAAGCCUUCUUUUAUAUGGUAGAAGUGUUGGUUCAGAAGGACAAGCAAACGAUUUCAUCGAGUGUUAACACUUGGUUGGCCAUUGCACAGCGAUUAGUCAUGAUUGAUCCGAUGAUGAGCACACCAUCUAGAACCAGAAGUGAUCGAAAUACCUUGAAGUCGGGCUUCGAUUUGAAGAAAUACAUUGCUGUCGUUCAACGAGUAUGUUUGUGAAACGUUUUUGAAAUAUUUCUAUUUUAAAUUAUUUAUUUUAAUGAUAAUUUCUUGCAGGACGCACUUAAAGGAAUCAGUAUCUUGUUCAACGAUGCCGUGGAGAACACGAAAGACGACUGUAACUCUCUGGUCAUCAGCGAAGUUGACAUGAUUUUGUCAGUGUUAAAGGACCUUAUUCAAGGCAUUAGCACUUUGAAAAACUUGGAAAAGAAUGCUGGAACCAAACGUUUGGAGACGCUGACAGAUGAACUGAAUCACGACGACAUUAACACUUUGAUCGACAUGGGAUUCUCACGGGAAGAAGCUUUUUCAGCUUUGUGUGUUUGUAAUUCAGUUAGUGAUGCGGCCGACUUCUUGUUAACCGGCGACAGAAGGCCACAACAAACGGCUCCAUUAACCGGAAAUCAGCCUGUUGAGGAUGAACCACCAAAUGUUAACGAGCCUCAAACAUCGAACACAUUUGAUUUGGCCAAAGAAGAUGGAGUUGAUUUUGAGGUAGGUUUGUGGGAUAUUGUUAUGAUUAAUGUAACAUAUUCAGAGAUUGCAAAUUAUGUCAAUAACUAAAUGUUUUACUUCAGAAGUCUAUCAAAUACCUCUGCGACCAAGUCAUUCCUCUAUGCCUGAAGCUGCUUCAAAAGAGUUCGUCCAUAAUCUACAGCAUCGCUGAUCUGCUGAAGGUCUUUAUCCACGAUUCUGACAUGGCUGAGUGGCUGGAAGAGCGGAUGGUGGACAACUUGUUUGUGGCAAAGUACGACGAGUUCAUUUCGGCCUUAUUGGAGGAUUUGAACAAUGAAGAAGGUGUCACUUCGUUUGCCAGUCAUUGCCACCUCAUCUGUUUGUUGUGGUCUGGGUUUGACGACAGUUUCCUGAAGAAAAUCGAAAACCGAAACUUGUACUCGAAGUCGGUGGAUCUGUUGACUAAAAUCAUUGCGAAUGGAAUUACUGAUUCACCGUAAGUUUUAGGAACGUUAUAUAACUUUUUUUUAAGCGUCUUGGCUCCGUUGUUACUGUGGAUCGAUCUGCACGAGAAAGAGCGAGAACUUGUGGAACGAAAGAAGUUGUUUACUCAAUUUUCUGAGGGAUCGUUGUCGUGGUACUACUGGCCAGAGGAUGACAGAUAUAUGUCGUACCCGUUAACUUGGAAACCAUACACCCCGCUCUGUAACAACGAAAUCAAUAAUGCUUUCAAGAGCGGACGUACUGAAUGCAAGAUAAUUCAAGGUGACAAAACCUAUAACAUUGACUUGGUUGCCAUGACUCAAAAGAACCACGACAGGAACGGCCAAACAGUUGCCAUUUAUGGACAAACCAAGUUAAAGACGUCUUUCGACAUUAAAGAAUUCUUGGAGGCCGGAAAGAAUUUGACAUCGUCAGUUGAGGAAGCUCAGAAACUAGUCAAGUCUUUGAUUUCUCUGCUCCAGAAGUUGAAUAACGAUGAGAAUUCAUUCUCCGAAGUCGUAUUUUCGGUCAUCUCUCUUUUGCUACGUUUAACAGCUUUACCAGAAAUUGCCAAAAGUUUUAUCAAAGAAAGCGGAAUCAAUCUCAUACUCACGUUGCGCUGUUCGAAGCCUAACGCCUUGAUGACAUCGGUGAUUUGUUUGAUCUUGAGGAACUGUAUUGACAACGCUGAGAUGAAUAAGCUUCUUUUUACCGAGGUUAUGAACGAUUUGUCUGCUGGAGCUCCAAUUUGUGUAGCCGAUCUAACUAAACCUGUCAAUACGAAACAACGACGAUACCAAAAAGACUUCAGAAGGCUUCUAAGAUUACUGGCUCCUUUGGAAGCGCGAGAUUUGAAUGGCUUCAUCGAGAUUACAAAUAGUGGAUUUGGUUACAAAGAGAAUUUUGAGAUCGAUAUCAAGAAGAAGGAUGAUGUGACUGUAGAUCCUAGCAGUUACGAUUCUCUCCGGAAUGUAAGUUAACAUUAUGUUUAUCUGAGUUUGACGGAUUUUUCGCUUUGAAUAAUUUUAAUUAACUUAAACGUUUCAGGUGGUUGAGUGUGCUACGAACGAGCUGAUCAGUCAAGUCGAAAGUCCAGACGAAAAUAAGAGCAAAAUUCUCCAAGUUGGAAGCCUAAUGCAUUUUAUGGCAGAGCUUUGUCGCACGUACUCAGAGACUGCAAACUUGCUUCUGCUCAAGGAACACGAUGGGGUUCCAUUCUUGCGAUGGCUUCUGGAGAAUGUGAUGAUGGAGAACUUGAAGAAAAGCGAACUGCAGAUAUCGGGAAAGGCCAUCUUUGUCACUUUGCUGAACGUCAAGAACACUCCACAAGCCAAUGAAGCCUUGGCUGAUGUUAUUAAACAUACCCUGAAUUCAAUCGUCAAAAAGGCUCCAAGCCAAGACGGAUCAGAAACUGAGAAGAAGCUAUUUUGUGAAAAACUAACAGCUAUGUCAAGGUUUUUGUCACUGCUAAAGGAAUGUUCAAAGGUACGUUUAAGAUUUUACUGUGGUAUGUAGAGUAGUAUACGGAAAUUGUCUUUUAAAUAAAGUUUAUAUUACUGUUGCUUUUUUAGGUAAAGUCAGGUGGAGCCAACAGGGAUCAGAAGGAGCAAUACUUUAUUCGAUGUGUUGAUGCUAAAAACUUGUUGAUUUCGUUUGCACGGACCUUGUGGUUCUUACCAUUGAAGGAAUCGUACGUCGUGGAAGCCGCAAACUCUUUGCUGCGUGUCUUUGAAGAAUUCAGUAGAUCUGUUGGUGUGCUGGCUUCAUAUGACAAAAGUGUUGCUGCCGCUGCUGAAAAAGCGACUGCUUCACCUCAAGAAGAGUCAACUGCAACACCGGCAGUAUCUGGAGAGAAUCCACCAGCUGAACAAGCUCACGAGAACUCAGAAGCCGCUCAAGAAGCUCAGGAAGAAGAAGCAGCUUUGAACGAGGAAAAUCCUGAUGUAUUGGACCGGGUGAUGGCUGAAAUAGAAGAAGCCGAGAUUUUAUCGUACGGUGUUUUCGGUGACGAAGGAAACCCGGGAUUCGACAAUGCUGGAGAGGAAUACAAUGAUGUGCCUGGAUCACCAUCAAGAUCACAAUCGAGUUCGGACAGUUCUGACGAAGAGAACAAUCAACAAGGAGAACAUCAGAAUGCAGAGUUUUCAGAGGACGACGAUCUCAGAGAACCUUCACGACAGCUUAAUGUUAACGCUAUUGAUGCCGUCGGAGAUAGGAUUGAAGAUCAUUUUGACGCGCAUCAUGGUGAUGAGGACGAUGAGGUUGAGAUGAGAGAUGACACAAGACACGAUAGUCAGAAUGAACUGAAUGAAACUUAUGAUGUUGAGAACGAUGAUGACGCUGAAGGCGAGGACGACGAGGGCGAAGAUGAUGAAAUGGAAACAGAAGACGAGACGGCCGAAGAGGACGAACAAAGCCAAGAUGUUCAACAACCGUUCGAUCAGAGACUUGUAAGGCAUCACGGUGACAAUGUGAUUCCAGUCAAUCAGAUGGCGGGUCCUAGUGUUUUGUUCCAAGCGGCAGACAACGAUUUGAUGACGGCUUCCGUCAACUUCAUAACCGACUACAUCUCCAACUACUACAGGGGCGACGAAAGAAGACAACGUGAAGCUGAAUUCCUCAGAGGCCAUCCAAUUGACCGAAGCGAUUUGAGCUACAUUUGGAGAGCACCGUCCAGCUUCAUACCAGCCACAGGUAGUGCUGCUGGAACACUUGGUUCUUUUGGCACUGCUCGUACAGAUUCGUCGCAUCCCUUGCUUCGUCGCCCGCUACAGUUGGCUACCAGGAGCGGAGCAUCUACUGGCAGAACUGAAACUGACAUUCCAUUGUCUGCUGACAUUCGAAGUUUGAUCCCUGACGUAGCCAGCAGAAUGAACUACCCACAUGGCUUCAAUUUUACUGUAGAACCAACUGUUUCAAGGUUAAGAGUAAGUUUAUUUUACUACAUUUGGUUAUUGGUCUUAGAUUAUGUAUGAAAAUUAAAUUUGUUUUUUAGAAUCGCAACACUCACCGUCAUCACAUGACUUCACUGAGGCGUCAAGGAGCACUCAGAAACAGACUCUAUGGAUUUGGAAGAAUCAAUCCGGAAGAGCUGUCGUUCUUUGAAGGACAACUCAACAAUUUGCUGAACUUCACCGAAGGGGGAAAUGUCAGAUCUUUCGAGGGACCUGAACACACUCGAGAUGCUGCUUUGGACAGACGUACUGUAGAGUCUUUUGUUCCAUAUUAUUUGGACAGAGUGACUGACAUCACCCGUCUGUUGAAUUCACAAGCAGUCCAAUACAACAACAUCAUAAUUAUGUCUUAUAUGUUAGACAAGCUAAAACCAGAGCCAAAGAAGACGGAAAAGAAACCGGCCGCGGAGAUGGUCUUACCUAGGGCUUCUGGGAAUGGAACUGUACAAGGAAACGAAGAAGAUGAAGGACAGUCGGCUGGAGAAGCGUCGGUCGAUUCUUCCGAACUCUCACAUCGGUUUGCCAAUUUGGACCAGAAUGAAGAGUUGGAGGCAGCUGGUGCUUCAAAUGAGGAAUCAACUCUGGGAUCAGCUGACGGAAGUCAAACACCAGAAGCCGAUGUUUCUCAAAUGGACGUAUCUCAAGCAGAAGUUCCCGAAGUUGAAGCUGAAGGCGAUGCAGAAGAUGCAGCUCCAGCUGGACAAGCGCCAGAAAGUGCUAUGGAGUUGAACGUGGGUGCUGAAGAACCACCGGCCGAAGAACCUCAACCAGGUCCAUCAGGCCUUCAGAACGAUCAGUUCAGAAGCAUCUUGGGAGAUAUUGACAUCCCUGAAGGAAUCGACCCGGCCUUUUUGGCUGCUCUUCCUGAAGAUAUCAGAGGCGAGGUCAUCCGAGACCAUCAACGGCAACAACGACUUCAAAGAAUCAGUCAAGAGCAACAACGGCAACGCCAACAGACCUUGAGUUCGAGUCAAGGGAUUGCUGCUGAAGUCAGCGCCGAAGGAGAACCUCAGAAUCAGCCGGCUCACGAAGAUGAUAUGCUCGACCAAGACUUCUUGGCUGCUCUACCUCCAGAGCUUCAGGAAGAGGUACUGGCACAAAACGAACAAAGAAUUUCGGAAAGGAAUCAACAGAAUUCUCAAAAUGCAGCAAACCAGCCUGCAGCUGCACCACCUGCUGUAGAUCAGGUUGUGGAACAAGCUAGCGACGUGGUGGCUUUCUUUGAAUCACUGGCCCCUUCACUGCGAGCUCAGGUAUUGGCUGAUGCUGACGAUUCUGUUCUUGGUGUUCUCCCAGCAAACCUUGUAGCUGAAGCAACCAGACUCAGACAAAAUGUUGAACAUCAGGUAAGUCAUUUGAAAUAAAUUGCAACAGCAAUUCUGAAUGUUAUGUUUUUUAAGUUGUGGAAUAAAAUAAUGUUGUUGUUUUAGAAUCUGAUAAGAAUGGCAAGAACCCUGCCUGUAAACGGCCGCUCCGAGAACUGGCGUUACGCUGGGAUGUCCGUAGAAGAAUCGAACCACAACAGGGACAUGGUGCAGAUCUUUGACAAGGAAUCUAUUACCACGAUCGCCUUACUCUACUUUAUGGAACGAGACAAAUUCAACCUUCCCAGGUUCCAAAGAUUGUUCAAAGUCAUCUGUGGCCAUCCUGGAACUUGUGAUUUCGUUUUACGGUCACUGUUGGGAAUCCUUCAAGCAGCGAGCGACGAUUCUAUUGUAAUGAACGAUGCAGAGCUGUCAUCUAUAAUCUCCAAGCCUGAUUGGUUUUCCAACUUCAAAGUUCAUUCGGCUAUUCAAUCUCAAGAACAAGCUCUUGUCGUGACGAAGGAUAAGGGUAUGUUAAUUUAUAAUUGUUGAAUAUUAGACAGCGUUAGGCUUGUGCCACUUAUAAACUGUGUAGUUCCAAACCUUGAAUAAUGUUAUUUUAGUUUUCGUUAACAAAUUGAUCCGUACCGAGCUCUGUAGCCGAAUCCUGGACACAAUCUCUUCGUUGGCACGACAAUGCGCUAUCAACUUCUUCCCAUCACAAUUCAGAUUCCAAAACGACAGUAAGCAAACCUACGAUAAACCUCCAGCAUUGUCUGACUUCUGGGAGACCGUAAGGAAGAUGUCGGACUUGAUCAGCUCGUGCAAUGAAGACAAGAUCAUCAACGACAAGGACAAAGACAAGCUACCACAAUUAUCGGAUUCGAACUUCAUGAACUCGCCUUUUGGACUUCUACUGGCAUUUGCGACAGCUGAGCCUAUCGUAUCAUCGCCUCAGUUACAAGAAAAGGUUCUUAGGAUAUUCCACACGGUAAGUUUUUACUUUUAUGCUUUAAUUUAAGUUUGUUUUAUAUGGAUUUUGAGCGUAUUUUAUCUUUUUUCAGGCACUUCAUGCACCUGCUUUGUCGAAUGCCAAGACCAGAUUGGAGUUGGCCGCUGAUCCAUCACAAAAACAAUUUUUGAUGCUAAACUUGGAGAAAUUGAUCGUUGUAAGUUUGUUUCUUAAUUUUUUGACAUUAAAAAGGCUUUUUUACCAAAUCUUGUAGUUUUCUACGAAAUGUAUUUGUUUUAGGGCGUUAUGGAUUCUGUUGUGUACGAUGACUCCUUCAGAGAUUGCCGCAGCUUCCUCGUUCAGCUUCUUUACGUUUUUCCACAACUGCGAUUCGAUGUGUUUGUGAUACUGUUCGACAUUAUCAAGAAGCAGGGUAUCAAACUGUCCGAGAUGUUGGGUACGAUGAAGACGUCAUUUGAGAAGAGUGGAAAACUGUUGGAUGAAGAUGAGAAAGAACAGGCAGGAACUUCUGAAGCCGCUGAUAAGGUGCAGAACAAGUCAAAGAACAUGGCCCAGAAGGAGAGCUCUCCAAAGAGAAUGUUGCGAUCACUGAAUACAGUGUCAUUUGUCCGUUCCCAAUUGGCGGACAUGAACAAAAGGAAGAAGCCGGCAGAAGAUCUUACCAACGAUGAAUUCUUGGGUAAAGCCGCGGAAGAGAAGGAAGAAACCUUGCUCUACAAACUUCUGGAAGACUUGGACGAGCUCUGGAAGCUACUCAGUCAGUGUUUGGACUGUAUGAGCAAAGCCGAAGACAACAGAGCUGUAAUGAGUCUUCAAUAUGUGGCCGAAGCCUUCUUCUUGGCCCACGCUUUGACAAUUAACAGCUCUAACGAUGAUACACCGCCUGAAGCGUCCUCUACGGAAUUAGAAGCUGCACAGAGGCAAGAAUCAUCGGAUGCUUCAACUUCGGCUACAACGGCACAGGUUACACGGAAGAACUCGGUGCUCGCAAAUGAAGGGCCAGCUAGCAAAUUCACUCAAGGGAUGUUGGCAUUUGCUGGUAAGUUUAACUUUUUUGUUGUUUUAAAGUCUUCUAUAUUGUUUUACUUAGCGUAAAAAGCUCAAUUUCAUUUAUUUUUAGAGAAACAUCGCACCGUUUUGAACCAGAUCCUGAGAAGCAGCAACAACAAUGUGAUGGAAGAUAGUGCCUUUGCCGUUCUCACCUACUUCCCCAAACUUUUGGACUUUGACGUGAAGAGGAAGUACUUCUACAAGGAGAUAAGAAAGUUGGAAGACCGCACCCGCUUCAGACAAGACGACGUUCCAGUUCGCAUCAGGAGGUCCCACUUGUUCAGCGACAGUUUCAGAGAACUGUUCCGCCUGAGGUCGCAGGACUGGAAGUCGCGUUUUUACAUCAUCUUUGUGGGCGAGGAAGGUCAGGAUGCCGGAGGACUGUUGAGGGAAUGGUAUAGCAUCAUAACCCGAGAAGUCUUCAAUCCAAAUUAUGCGCUAUUUAUCACGGCUCCUGGAGAUGGUGUUACCUACAUGGUCAACAGACUGUCAUAUGUCAACCCGGAACAUUUAGAAUACUUCAAGGUAAUUAUUUUUAAUUUACGUGAAGAACAUGGUUGGGUUGUAUACCCUACAAUAAUAUCCAUUCUGUAAUUUUUGAACAAAUACUAAUUUUAACCAUUUUCAGUUUGUCGGCCGAAUCAUUGCCAAAGCCAUCUACGACAACAAACAACUGGACUGCUACUUCACCCGCGCCUUCUACAAACACAUUCUCAACGUGCCAAUCAGAUACCAAGAUAUCGAAUCAGAAGAUCCAGAGUACUACAAGAACCUGAAGUUCUUGCUGGACAACCCGUUAGAAAUCCUUGGAGUUGAUCUCCACUUCAACCUUGAAGUCGAAGAGUUUGGAGUGAGGACUUGGAGAGAACUCAAGGAAGGAGGUAACAAGAUCGUGGUCACGGACGAAAACAAGGAAGAGUACGUCAAGCUGGUGUGCCAGAUGAAGAUGGCCGGUGGCGUCAGAAAGCAGUUGGAUGCCUUUUUGUCCGGCUUCUACGAGAUUAUUCCAAAGAAGCUUAUCUCCAUCUUCAACGAACAAGAGCUCGAGCUACUGGUAUCUGGACUUCCAGACAUUGACGUCGACGACCUCUACAACAACACCGAGUACAAGCAGUAUUCACGGUCCUCACCUCAAAUUCAAUGGUUCUGGAGAGCGCUACGAUCAUUCGAAAAGGAAGACAUGGCCAAAUUCCUACAAUUUGUAACUGGCACUAGCAAGGUACCACUCCAAGGAUUUGCUCAUCUGGAAGGUAUGAACGGACCACAGAAGUUCACGAUUCACAUGGAUUCACGAUCAAACGACAGGCUACCGUGUGCCCAUACUUGGUAAGUUGAUAAACAUUUUAAUGCUUUUUACUUACUGUAAUUGAUUAAAGUUAAUGUUACGUGAGAGAAAAAGAUUAAAAGCAAUGUUGUAGUGGGCAUGUCAUUUUUCUUACCAAAUAUAUUUGUGUUUUUCAGCUUUAACCAACUGGAUUUGCCUCAAUACGAAAGCUACGACCAGUUGCGCCGACUUCUCCUAAUCGCCAUCAGAGAAUGCACGGAAGGAUUCGCUUUCGCCUAA